Messenger RNA from Diachasmimorpha longicaudata, 6362 nucleotides. RefSeq lists its product as uncharacterized. The coding region runs from base 381 to 6074 and encodes 1897 amino acids. The record is from RefSeq and is a predicted model, not a curated record. Gene Ontology annotation, molecular function: nucleic acid binding. The transcript has 3 exons. Gene Ontology annotation, biological process: DNA integration. Lineage: Eukaryota; Metazoa; Arthropoda; Insecta; Hymenoptera; Braconidae.
AUUUAAAUCUGAAGACGGGGGGCAAUCAGCCUCGUCGGCCAAAUUCGGUUGACCUCGGGUCACCGACGAGACUGGCUGACCCAUUCGUCACAUCAGCCUCAGUCUUCGUCUUCUAUUGCCAGUGGAAAGAUCCAUACUACCAAAUCUUUAGUGUUUUUUUUGUACGGUUAAUUCCAUCAUUUAUUAUAUCCAACCAUCGGUCGGACAAUUGAACCAACGGUGUUUCGUUUGUAGUUCACCGUUGAGUGCCAUCGUGAAAACAUUCGGCCCACGAGGUACCCACUACAUCCAUCCGCACUACGGACCCAACGGACAGCGGCGGCGCACAGUACUUCGAUCCCAGCGCACAGUCGGUAACCCAUCGGCCAACCCUAGUUACCAUGGAGGAUAACCAAGUGGAAGACAUUGAUUUCUGCGCCACGGAGGAUAACCCAAUAGCCGGAGGCUCCACUGCGUCAACGGAAACAAUAGUGGAGAAGCAACGGGAAUCGGAUUUAACGGUAUUUACCAAUCCACCCAAAUCGGAACCUCACGGAACGGCCCACCGGUCAUCAUCAACAAAAAGUGUUACCCUCAUGAGGAGUGCGGCGCAAAUCGGCCUGCAAAUACGGUGCCAAUUGAUGCUUAAUGGGAUUUGCGAGAGAUUAACCCAAUUGUCGGAGGACAAGGCAUCGGAGGCACUCCUCGAUGCGUAUCAAUCGCAAGCCAACGCUUCAUGGAAGGAGUUCUCAGAUUACCACGAGCUCCUUCUCAGCGAAGCCCCACCGGAGAUUUUUGAUCACCAGUACCACACGGAGGACAUCUACAGCCAGGUAUCCUCUACCAAUUUCAAUAUCGGCAUCAUCAUCGGACAACUUCGGACCAUUCUUGCCAGGCGGAGGCAGGGAACCCAAUCCCAAGGUGCCACCGGAUCCACAGAAUUUAAUUCGCUCACCCGAAUUACUAUUCCAACAUUUGACGGAAAAUACCACGACUGGAGAGCAUUUGAUGACUUGUUCACCAAUCUGGUCAUCAACCCACCAAGGAUCAGCAAUGCGGAGAAACUCACUCGGCUGAAGGCAGCUCUUCGGGGUGAAGCAGCCAGCCUCAUUUCCAACAUUGCCAUUUCGAAUGACAAUUUUGCAACGGCCUGGGAGGCCCUGAGGAAUCGCUAUGAGAACAAACGGGUUCUCGUAGCCUCCCACCUCAACAGGAUCCUGGCCUUGACUCCAGUCAAGGUCAAGACAGCCAAGGCCAUCCAAACGGUCAUCUAUACAACCAAGGAAGCCAUGCACGCUCUGAAAACCCUCGGAGCUCCAACGGAACAUUGGGACAUCAUCAUCAGUCACUUGAUCAGGAGACUGCUAGAUCCGGAUACACGGGAAAAGUGGGAGCUUAAACUCGGCGAUUCCAGAGAAAUCCCAACUCUGGAGGAAUUUCUUAACUUCCUCUCUUCCAUCGCUCGAGGGUUGGAAAACCUCGAGGGCGAAACAAAGACGCCAUCCAACAAGUCAUCGGUCACUUCCACUUCCACCACCACGGCUCGGGUUCAUCAGGUGUCGGCGGACACUCUUCAGGCACCCAGCGGUCAUCCAUCCAGCGGAUCAUCGGCCAAGACAAGUGUCACCAGCACCAGGGAAAGUCAUUGUCCCUGCGGUCCAUCGGUCGGCCAUACACUCAUCAAGUGUCCCACCUUCGUUCAAAUGAAGCCAUUGGACAGGAGGUCGUACGUCAUGAGCAGUCCACGGUGCUUCAACUGCUUUAGAAGCCACAGAGCGGAGAGUUGCCCAGAAACUCAACGGUGCAAGGUUUGCCAGGGCAAACACCACACCAUGAUCCAUGAAGGAUCACCCGGAGCUCCAAACGCAGCUCGUUCAGCCACCACCCAAUCAACGAGCUCAGUCCAACGUCGGCUGGAAAAAGCGGCCAGUCAACGACCAACGGCACCAAGGCCACCACCAGACACGGCUAGCACCAGCGGAUCGGACUCAUCCAAACCAUCACCAACGGCACGUAGUACCACGGCGGAAUUGAUUCGGUCGUCUAUCGAGAACUUCACAGUUGUGAGACCAUCAACGGCGGCUCACCAUUCAUCCAAGGCGGUCAAACCAGCGCACUCAAUCCAAUCUCCAUCGGACUCCAAACCACAGCUGGUGCUCUUGGCAACGGCACGGGCCAGAGCAUCUACUCCAGGCGGUUUCUCGCAACCAGCGAGAAUUCUCAUCGAUCAGGGCUCAGAGUUAUCAUUUAUCUCUGAAAGCCUGGUCAAAUUACUCCAACUCCAACGGAAGGCGGCGGUCAUCAAUUUAAUCGGCAUCGGCUCCACGGACUCAGGUCGUACUAGAGGCUUGGUGUCUGUCACACUCCACUCCAACUUUGACAGUCAGUUUGUCAAAAUACGGGCCCACAUCCUCGGCAAACUCACAGCGAAAUUACCCUCUAUUUCCUGUGAGUCACCAUCCAUCGGAGAACUCCAACACCUCCAACUGGCGGAUCCAAGUUUUGGGAAAUCUGGUCCCAUAGACGUCAUCAUCGGUGCAGAUUUCUACGGCCAAAUCAUCGGAGACCAAGUGAUUAAAUCCACGGAUAAUCAACUCGUCGGCCAGAACACCACCUUCGGCUGGAUCAUUUCGGGACCAGUUUGUUGCACAGGCUGUUCGACCAAGGUCUCUCUAACUGCAGUACGAGAGACUCCGAACGAGCAACUGCUGGCACUCCUGAAGAAGUUCUGGACCCAGGAGAAAUUACCAGCUCAGAGCACUACCCUCCUCACCCAGGAGGAGCUCGAAUGCGAGCAACACUUCCAAUCCACCCACACUCGGGAUCCAACGGGAAGGUAUGUCGUCAGACUACCCUUUAAAUCAUCGGCCAAUUCCCUUGGGGUCUCAAAACCCAAGGCUUUGCGGCAACUUCACCAGCUCAGCGGCAAACUCCAAAGAGACUCCAUCUACGGGAAGCUGUACCGAGACUUCAUCCAAGAAUAUGAAGCUCUUGGACACAUGCAGCGAGUAGUGGACACCACGGAACCAUCUCCAGCAUACUAUCUGCCACAUCACGGAGUGCUACGGCCAGAUAGCACAACAACCAAGCUUCGGGUUGUAUUCAACGGCUCCAGUCCCACCUCAACCGGUACGUCACUUAACGACAUCCUCCACGCCGGCGGGAAACUCCAAGUAGACGCUCCAGACGUGCUUCUCUGGGUGAGAAGACACAGGUACGUCUUCGGCACGGACAUUGUCAAAAUGUUCCGGCAAAUAAGGAUCCACUCGGACGACUGGAACCUCCAGCGUAUCCUCUGGCGUGAUGAGAACCAACUCAUCACGUUCCAACUCACCACGGUCACCUACGGCCAAACCUGUGCUCCAUGGUUAGCUCUUCGAGUUCUCCAGCAGCUCACGGUGGACGACGGACAUCGGUAUUCAAAGGCGGUACCCUCACUCUCCAAAGGCAGAUACGUAGACGAUAUCUACGGCGGAGCGGAUUCACCAGGGGAGCUGAGAGAAAUAAUCAUUCAGCUCAUCGGGCUCUGCAAGGCGGGCGGCUUCCCCCUUCAGAAAUGGGCCAGCAAUUGUCCGGAGGUCCUCAGCCAACUUGGGCUGUUACCUCCAUCAUCCCCAUCAUCUCCAUCGGAGCUUCAGAAAAAGGAGCAGGUCAUCAAGGUGCUUGGCUUGUGCUGGAACUCACACCAAGACAACUUCCAAUUUAAACCACAGACCUUCUCCACCAAACCAGUAACCAAGCGGCUCAUCUUAUCGGAAAUCGCCCAUAUUUUUGAUCCAUUGGGCUUCAUCUCUCCGGUAACCAUCAAAGCCAAAAUUAUUAUGCAGGAACUGUGGCUCAUCAAGGUCGGUUGGGAUGAUCCACUUCCCAUGUCCACCAUCAGACGCUGGAAUCAGUUCAGGGAAGAACUAAGCCACGUCAACCUCAUCGCAGUUCCUCGGUGGCUCCAACUUGACUCCACGGUCUCCAACCUCCAAGUCCACGGCUUUGCGGAUGCCUCCAACCUCGCCAUCGGAGCGGUAGUUUAUCUUCGGACGGAAAAACCAGGUACGGCUCCAGUGAUCUCUCUGGUAUGCGCUAAGACACGUGUUGCCCCACUUAAGAGAGUGACUAUCCCCAGACUCGAGCUGACAGCAGCAGGGCUGUUGACGGAGCUCACCUCCUACGCCAUUAAACAGCUGGAGCUAACCCAACCAACCAUCUUCCUCUGGACGGACUCCUCGGUGGCUCUAGCAUGGAUUAAGUCUCAUCCAUCUCGCUGGAAAGAAUACGUGCAAAACCGUGUUCUAAAAAUCCAAGAGGCCAUACCUAACGGAGAAUGGCUUCACAUCAGCGGAACGGACAACCCAGCAGACUGUGCCUCACGGGGGCUAUCACCGGAACAACUCCAUCACCAUCCACUAUGGUGGAAUGGGCCACCAUGGCUCAUUUUACCUCCACAUCAUUGGCCAGUCUCAUCGGUCGGAUCCACGGCGGCGGCGGCGCUUGAAGAAAAGCCAUCCUCAGCACAUCCAGUUGUCAUCGGCCCUCAGGAGGGCAAUGAACUCCUAGAGCUGCACAACGACCUCAACAAAAUCCUAAGAGUAACGGCACUCGUCAAUCGGCUCGUACGGCGGCUACGGCGGAUAGAAGUUCCAGCUCAACGGUUUGCCACUCCAGCAGAAGUCGAAGAAGCUAGACUUUUCUGGAUAAAAAGGAUACAGCACCAUCACUUCCACGAGAAGAUCCGGAUCCUGGUAAGUGGCAGAAAAUUACCAAAUACAUCUCCAAUGUCUAGGCUAACUCCUUACCUAGACCACCAACAAAUCUUACGGAUCGGCGGCCGGCUCCACAAUGCUCACCUGGACUUUGAGGAGAUCCAUCCAGCGGUACUCCCACGACAUUCCAGAUUCACGGAUCUGGUCAUCGGAGAUGCACACCGACGGUCGCAUCACGGCGGAACCCAGCUCACCCUGGCCUUCACCAGGCAAAGGUAUUGGAUCAUCGGCGGUAGAGCUCCUGUGAGAACACACAUCCAUCAAUGUGUUGUCUGUGUUCGGAACAGAGGAGAGCUCGCUCAACAACUGAUGGGUCAUUUGCCACCACCACGUAUUCAACCAUCCAGGCCAUUCACCCACACUGGAGUCGACUUUGCCGGCCCACUAAAUAUACUUCGGUGGAAGGGAUCGGGUCAUCGGGCCCAGAACGGCUACAUCUCGGUCUUCGUCUGCUUUUCCACCUCAGCCAUCCAUCUCGAAGCGGUCACGGAAUACACCUCCCAGGCAUUUAUCGCAGCCUACAAACGGUUCUCGGGCAGACGAGGAAUCCCAGCCUCAAUCACCAGUGACAGAGGGCUGAAUUUCAUCGGCGCCAAUCGAAUCCUGAACGAACUAUUUGCUCAGGCCUCAGCCGAAUCGGAUCAGAUUCGGGCUGCUCUAGCAGCAGACGGAACAACAUGGCAUUGUCAUCCAGCAGGCGCUCCACAUUUCGGCGGAAAAUGGGAAGCGGCUGUUAAAUCCGUCAAACACCAUCUCCAAAGGACAAUUGGGACCUCAACUCUGUCCCUAGAAGAACUUACAACUCUUCUGGUGCAGAUCGAGGCAGUUCUCAAUUCUCGGCCCAUUGCACCUACAUCGGACGAUCCAGCGGACACUUCAGUGCUCACCCCAGGGCACUUCCUCAUCGGCGGACCCAUUACCACGGUUCCGGAGCCAUCACUGCUCGAGGAAAAUACUCCACGCCUCGACAGGUGGCAAUUCAUCACCAACAGGGUGCAAGACUUCUGGCGACGAUGGUCGCAAGCAUGCAUCCACCGUUUCCAUUCCAAUCCCAAAUGGAAAUAUCCAAGAGCCAACAUCACCAUCGGAUCGGUCGUUCUCAUCUCGGAUGAGAGAUUUCCACCGUGUAAGUGGCCACUUGCACGGGUCCAGGCGGUUCAUCCUGGCGAUGACGGACUCAUCAGAGUCGUGGAUUUAAAAACGGCCACAUCAGAACUCCAGAGGCCUAUCCACAAGCUCUGUCUCCUACCCAUCGACAACGGACAUCCAGACCAACCUCCAGCGGACUCAAUUCGUCAUUCUGAAGAUGACGAAGGCGGGCGGAAUGUUCAGAUUUAAAUCUGAAGACGGGGGGCAAUCAGCCUCGUCGGCCAAAUUCGGUUGACCUCGGGUCACCGACGAGACUGGCUGACCCAUUCGUCACAUCAGCCUCAGUCUUCGUCUUCUAUUGCCAGUGGAAAGAUCCAUACUACCAAAUCUUUAGUGUUUUUUUUGUACGGUUAAUUCCAUCAUUUAUUAUAUCCAACCAUCGGUCGGACAAUUGAACCAACGGUGUUUCGUUUGUAGUUCACCGGUAAUUACCAUCGUUUAUUUAUUAUUUUUUUAAUAAAAACCAAAACCCCAAAA